UUUCGUGUGCAUAGUACAAUAUAUAUGCUGUGAAUGAAGGAGAUAACCUACAGGUAUACAUAUCUACACUUCAGACAAUUUUAUAAGGUCUAAGAAUUAAUUGGUUAGUUUAAAAUGCUAAAAUGAUUCCCUGAGGAUUUAUGAGCUAAGAAUGCUCAGGGGUUUAGUGUCCUGACAUCUCUUUAAUUAGCAGUCUCCAAGAUCUCACACUAAGAAGAUGCUAAGCCAGUGCCUUCUGUCAUAUCUCAAGAGUUUCAGAAGGCUUGAAAGCCACAGAGGAAGGUGAAUGUAUUAUGUCUGUGAGCUAUACAAUAUGUACAAAGUACAUUUUUCUUACUAGUAACAAGUUAGGACUUCUUCCUACCACUCCUGCUUUGAUGGUGAUGAAUUUCUAAAAGAAAUCCUAAGAAAAAUCCAGCAAAAAUGGGUGAGGUAAAUAAAGAUGCUGUUGAAAAAUACCUGGAGAACAAUCCUCAGUUUGCCAAGGAGUAUUUUGACCGAAAAAUGAGGGCAGAAGUGCUGGGAAGUAUCUUUAAAGUGAACCCUGGAGAUGUGAAGGAAGGAGUCAGCUUCAAAGACAUGUCUCGCCUGGAGGAAAGUAACAUACUUUUUGAGUUGAUAACAGAAAUCCAAGAUGAAGCAGGUGUUAUGGAAAAGAUAGUGCACAAGGCCCUGCAGAGGCUGGCACAGCUGCUGGCAGCUGAUCGGUGUAGUAUGUUUCUUUGUCGUUCCCGAAAUGGUAUUCCAGAGGUAGCCACCAGGCUUUUGGAUGUCACUCCAACUUCCAGCUAUGAGGAAAAUUUGGUAAAACCAGAAAAUGAGACUGUUUUUCCUCUGGACAUCGGGAUAGUGGGAUGGACUGCUCAUACCAAGAAGUUUUUUAAUGUACCUGAUGUGACAAAGAACAACCAUUUUUCUGACUUGCUGGACAAAAAAACUGGUUAUAAAACAGUCAAUAUGUUGGCAACUCCAAUUACACAGGGUAAAGAGGUGCUUGCUGUUCUGAUGGCACUCAACAAAUUAAAUGCCCCUGAGUUCUCAAAAGAGGAUGAAGAGGUAUUUAAAAAAUACCUCAAUUUUGUGUCUUUGGUCAUAAGAAAUCAUCACACAUCGUAUCUCUACAAUAUCGAAUCACGAAGAAGUCAGAUGCUUUUGUGGUCUGCCAACAAAGUAUUUGAAGAGCUAACAGACAUAGAACGGCAGUUUCACAAAGCACUGUACACUAUUCGAAUGUAUCUGAAUUGUGAAAGAUACUCCAUUGGUCUGCUGGACAUGACUAAAGAGAAGGAGUUCUAUGAUGAGUGGCCAAUCCGGCUGGGGGAGGCAGAGCCAUACAAAGGCCCCAAGACACCUGAUGGACGAGAAGUUAACUUUUAUAAGAUUAUUGACUAUCUUUUACAUGGACAAGAAGAAAUCAAAGUCAUUCCGUCACCUCCAGCAGAUCACUGGUGUCUUAUCAGUGGAUUGCCAACAUAUGUUGCUGAAAAUGGACUUAUUUGUAACAUGAUGAAUGCACCAGAAGAUGAAUAUUUCACAUUUCAGAAAGGACCAGUGGAUGAGUCCGGAUGGGUUGUCAAAAAUGUCCUGUCAUUGCCUAUUGUCAACAAAAAAGAAGAAAUUGUGGGAGUUGCAACAUUUUACAACAGGAAAGAUGGAAAGCCUUUUGAUGAGUAUGAUGAACAGAUCAUUGAAACUCUCACACAGUUCCUAGGGUGGUCUGUUUUAAAUACUGACACUUAUGACAAAAUGAACAAGCUUGAAAACAGGAAAGACAUUGCUCAGGAAAUGCUUAUGUACCAGACAAAGGCCACUCCUGCUGAAGUUGAAUCUAUCCUGAAAUACAAGGAGAAAUUAAAUGUAAAUAGUUUGGAUGAAUGUGACCAAAAGGAUCUCGUCAGGAUUUUGAAAGAAGAAUUACCUGAUCCAAAAGAUUUAGAACUGUAUGAAUUUCGCUUCAGUGACUUUCCUGUUACAGAGCAUGGCCUGAUAACUUGUGGAAUACGACUGUUCUUUGAGAUAAAUGUUGUUGAAAAGUUCAAAGUCCCAGCUGAGGUUCUUACAAGAUGGAUGUACACAGUCAGGAAGGGUUAUCGAGAUAUCACUUACCAUAACUGGAGACAUGGAUUCAAUGUGGGACAAACAAUGUUUACUCUACUGAUGACAGGCAAAAUAAAGAAAUACUAUACUGAUCUAGAAGCCUUUGCCAUGGUUGCUGCUGCUUUCUGCCAUGACAUUGAUCACAGAGGGACCAAUAACUUGUAUCAAAUGAAGUCAGCUGCUCCACUGGCAAAACUUCAUGGCUCUUCCAUUUUAGAAAGGCAUCAUCUAGAGUACAGUAAAACCCUGCUGCAAGAUGAGAGUUUAAACAUCUUCCAGAACCUAAAUAAGCGCCAGUUUGAAACCGUCCUACACUUAUUUGAAGUUGCAAUAAUAGCAACUGACUUGGCUUUGUAUUUCAAGAAAAGAACUAUGUUCCAAAAGAUUGUGGAUGCAAUUGAAAAAAUGGAAACAGAAGAGCAGGCAAUUAAGUAUAUAUCUAUUGACCCAACAAAAAAAGAAGUCAUCAUGGCUAUGAUGAUGACUGGAUGUGACCUGUCUGCAAUAACCAAGCCUUGGGAAGUGCAGAGUAAGGUUGCCCUCAUGGUUGCAAACGAAUUCUGGGAGCAAGGCGACCUGGAACGAACUGUGCUACAGCAACAACCUAUUCCUAUGAUGGACAGAAACAAAGGAGAUGAACUACCUAAGCUCCAAGUUGGUUUCAUAGAUUUUGUGUGUACAUUUGUGUACAAGGAAUUCUCAAGGUUUCACAAGGAAAUUACACCUAUGUUUGAUGGUCUUCAAAACAACAGGGUUGAAUGGAAAACACGAGCUGAUGAAUAUGAUGAGAAAAUGAAAGCCAUUGAGGAACAAAAGAAAAAGGAAGAAGAAGCAGCUGCCCAAAAAGCAGAAAAUCCAGGUGGAGGUGAAGAAGGAAAAUCCAAAACAUGUGUAGUUUUGUAAUUCUUUGUCUCAAACUGUUCCUGCUACAGAAAAGACAUCUAGAAAGAACGUCAAUGAACCCCAGUGGAUUUCUGCUUUGCAUAGAAUAGUAUAGCUUGAUCUCUUUAACAAUCCUCUUAAAACAUUUGCCAUUUGUUGGAAAUAAUUUUUAAUGAAGUAAAAAAUGGUUACAAUUAAAAACUGAAAAUAAUAACGGUGUGAACUGUGCGCUCUAGGUAUUUUUCCAUGUCACUCAAUUUACAUAGAGUGUUUUUAUUAAAAUAGAUCAUUCUGCACACUGUCCAGAAAACAUACAAUUUUUGGCAGAUCUAUGAAAUUAUGGAAUGAAAUCUAAUGUGUACAAUUCAAACAAAAAAUUCAACUAUUGCUACUUGUAUAUUUAGAUUUUUAUAUUACGUGUCUUUCCUUAAUCUGGAAUUCCAUCCAUUCCCUUCAUUCUCAACACUAUAUAAAGUUCUAGAGUAAACAUCUCCUUCACUUUAGGAAUGCUCAACACAAUUAGCUGGCUCUGUUUAUAAAAAGCAAGCCCAUGGUACACUGUGUUUUUUCAAAAUUGCCAAGAG
Messenger RNA from Lepidothrix coronata (blue-crowned manakin), 3563 nucleotides. RefSeq names its product phosphodiesterase 6C (gene PDE6C). Gene Ontology annotation, molecular function: protein binding; 3',5'-cyclic-nucleotide phosphodiesterase activity. The transcript is spliced from 22 exons. Bases 424 to 3000 code for a protein of 858 amino acids. Lineage: Eukaryota; Metazoa; Chordata; Aves; Passeriformes; Pipridae. Gene Ontology annotation, biological process: visual perception; signal transduction. The record is from RefSeq and is a predicted model, not a curated record.